Molecule: messenger RNA, 1086 nt
Organism: Austrofundulus limnaeus
Lineage: Eukaryota; Metazoa; Chordata; Actinopteri; Cyprinodontiformes; Rivulidae
Product: titin
Exons: 2
Coding region: 161-949 (262 amino acids)
Source: RefSeq, a predicted model, not a curated record
CUCCUCUUCAUCAGGACCAGGUCUGAUGUAGACCUGGUCCUGAUGCACUUAAAGUAUACUCAACAUAUCAGCUUACCCACAAUGCACCUGAGUCCUGGAAGGGUCUGUCUGAGAAAAGACCUGCAGCGCAAAGCUGUGGCCAGAAGUCCAACGUCACGUGAUGAAGCUCCGCCUCUUCCUCAGGACUUCAUUUGUCCUCCAUGAAAGACUCAAAGUCAUGUUUCACUUUUUGUCUUUGGGGUCAUCCUCCCUGAGAUCUGUGUGCUGCUCCUUGUUUCUCCAGGCUGAGGGAGAGAAAAAGGCCGAGGCGGUCGCCACCGUCGUGGCCGCCGUCGACCUUGCUCGGGUCCGGAAGCCCGUCCUCGAGGAGGGCGACCGGGCCGAGGAGGACGAGGCCAUGGACGUGAAGGAGCAGGAAGCAGUACCUGCAGACAAACCAGCUCAGGCCACAAAAACUGCUUCUGAAGAGCAGAGACAUGUGCAUGUCCAACAGGUCCAGCAGGUCCAGAGGUGGACUGAUGUCUCCUCCAAUGUGGACUCUGGUGUCUCCUCAGUCCCACAUUUCACCGUCUCUAAAGUUUCUGUUCCUAAACAUGAACCGAGCCACGAGGUGUCAAUCGUGGGUUCGGCCUUCGCCGUUCUGCACAAAGAGCUGUCCUCCCCUUCUGCUACCAGGAAGAUCAUCAAGCCCGUCAAGUCUCCCAGUCCCUCUCGCAGGAGGGCAGCGGAGGCAAGAGUGGUGCCGGAUCCCCUCCCACCACCAUUCAAAGAUGUCCAAGUUCRGAGGCAGAUUGAGGGCGGGGCUUAUGCAGUGAGUGAGGAGGAGUUUGAGGACUGGGAGCCUCAGGUUGGUUCUUCACUCUGUUCUCCUUCGUCUUCUCACUUUAACCUUCACCUCAGUUCCCCUCCUACCGUAACGCACCAACCAAUCACAUGCUGUCCUUCAUGAAGACRACUCCUCCUCUUCCUCCUCCUGUCUCCAUCCGUCUGUCUCUCUGCAAGGUUUUAUCUGUCCCCACCAGCUUCCUCCCUCCUCACCGAUUGUUGACAAACACCUUGUUUCUUCUCCUUCUUCACUCUUAAUGU